Messenger RNA from Arxiozyma heterogenica, 1599 nucleotides. RefSeq names its product HAD family hydrolase. NCBI's taxonomy places the organism in Eukaryota, Fungi, Ascomycota, Saccharomycetes, Saccharomycetales, Saccharomycetaceae. Gene Ontology annotation, cellular component: plasma membrane. Gene Ontology annotation, molecular function: phosphoprotein phosphatase activity. The coding region runs from base 1 to 1599 and encodes 532 amino acids. The record is from RefSeq and is a predicted model, not a curated record. The transcript has a single exon.
AUGAGUUUAUUCUCAUCUAUUUUGUGUUGUACCAGUGACAUAACAUCUGAUAAUAUCGAUAACAAUAAUAGUGGUAAUAAUAGAAACAGAAAUAGUCAUAUAAGAACUGAUAAUAAAGAUUACUCAAAAAAGGUGAGUGUAUAUAAGAAUACAAAUAAUAAUAGUAGAUCCAUUCAAAAUAAAGAAAUGAUAUCUAAAAGAGAUAAGAAUAGAAAUAAUAGAAAUAUUGAUAAACCUGUGAUAAGCAAUAAAGAACAGCAAUCUAGUGAGAAAAAUACUAAAAGUGAAACUAAGUUUAUGAAAAGGGGAAGUACAAAGGACGAUAAUGAUGUUAUCCUUGCGGAUAUAGAGUAUGCAAAUGAAGAAAAAGAUUAUGAAGAUUCGGAUGAUAUGGAUAUUGAUGAUGAAGUUGCUCUUAUUGGUGGCGGUAGUAAUGAUAACUAUAAAACAAAAUUAAACUCAAAUGAAAAUCAAAAUAAUAAUAACAAUAGUAAUGGCAAUAAUAAUUAUGAUGCUAAUAAUAACGAUAACGAUGGUGAAUAUCUAAAGAAUAAAGAAAAACAUACCAUAAAUGUUUAUACAAAUGAGACUGAUAGAAGUACUGGAAGUUCAGAUUAUGGUUAUAUGCAUCAGCAGCAACAACAACAACAAUUACAACAAGAAAAUUUGGAAAAUGAAUUAUCUCAAUUAACAACUAUAUCCUCAAAUGAAAAUGAUAUUCCAUCCCCUAACAUUGUAGCACCUUCUUCUAUCAACAAUAACACUCCAAAGACGUUAAAUGCUAAUAAUGAAAUUAAUAAUAAUAUUCAUGAAAACAAUAUCAAUACUGAACCUGUAAUAUCCACAACAUUAACUAUAUCUGAUACAAAUACUACUACAAAUUUGCCAAGUCCAAUUUCCAGCAGUGAUCAAAAUGAUAUCUCAAUGAAUAGUAAUAAUAGUAAUGAUGAUAUAGAUUAUGAUAUGAUGCAUCCAUUUGAUGAAAAUGAAGAAUUUGUAGAUUUAACCAUGUUGCAGCCCAAUCAAUAUCAUGCACCUGGAUUUAAUACAUUAUUAUCUCCAAAGGAUCAAGUUUUUAAAAAUAAAAAAUUAUUAGUAUUAGAUUUAGAUGAAACAUUGGUUCAUUCAUCAUUCAAAUAUUUAAGAUCUGCUGAUUUUGUUUUACCUGUAGAUAUAGAUGAUCAGAUGCAUAACGUUUAUGUUAUAAAAAGACCUGGUGUCGAUGAAUUUUUGAAAAAAGUCGGUGAAUUGUUUGAAGUUGUGGUUUUUACGGCAAGUGUUAAUAGAUAUGGUGAUCCCUUGUUAGAUAUACUUGAUAAGCAUAAGUCUAUACAUCAUAGAUUAUUUAGGGAGGCGUGCUAUAAUUAUGAAGGUAAUUAUAUUAAAAAUUUAUCACAACUAGGUCGACCACUUUCGGAUAUCAUAAUAUUGGAUAACUCCCCUGCAUCUUAUAUAUUUCAUCCACAACAUGCUAUCCCCAUAUCUUCAUGGUUUUCUGAUACACAUGAUAACGAGUUACUAGAUAUAAUACCUUUAUUAGAAGAUUUAGCUAAGCAAAAUAUCAUUGAUGUUGGGAAGGUUUUAGAUGUCUCUAUUUGA